AUGUCCCAGAAAUCAGUUUCUAAUGGUAGCUUCAGGAACCGUGCGUUUAGGAACGAAUGCCAUUGCGGCCUCGAUGCUCCGUUAAUGACGGCAUGGACUGAUUCCAACCCAGGGCGUCGCUUCUACGGAUGUGGGAUGUACAAGAUUCAAGGUUUCAAAAAGUGCAGUAAUUUUGUCUGGUUGGAUGAGGAAAUGAACCCUAGGUCAAAGGAAGUGAUCUCUUCGUUACUGAAGAAUUUGAAUGAUGAGAAGCAGAGGUCUAAAGAUUCUAUCGCAAAAGAAGAAGAAAUGAGGAUGAAGAUGAAAAUGUUGAAGAAACAGUUGAAGUUUAAUUGGUCUAUAACCAUAAUUAUGUUUGUGACACUAGUGGCUGCAAUUAUAAUGAAAUGA
Molecule: messenger RNA, 390 nt
Organism: Vicia villosa (hairy vetch)
Lineage: Eukaryota; Viridiplantae; Streptophyta; Magnoliopsida; Fabales; Fabaceae
Exons: 2
Coding region: 1-390 (129 amino acids)
Molecular function (GO): zinc ion binding
Source: RefSeq, a predicted model, not a curated record